ACUAUAAAAUAUAUUUAUUCUCAAAAACAACUUCACUCAAUUUAAAAUGACGAAUGACAGUAAAACAUCGUUCUUAAAUAGCACAAUGGCUAUACUGAAAAAUACAACUUCAGACCUUGAUCUCACAAAUGUUAUCAUCAUAAGUCAAGCAGUCAAUGCAAUUCUCCUUACAUUGUCUUCAUGGAUCUUUAUAUCAAUGAUAUAUUAUGGACUGACGAAUGAAAAUUGGAAAAAGAAUGACGGAAGGUCCAAAUCCAACAGUAAACUUGCCUAUAACGUUUGUAUGCUUUCAAUAGCUUUGCUUGUACCAAGAUAUGCUAUUUAUGCGGCAAUGUUCCAACUUCCUUCAAUAGAAAAUGCUUUACAGUGGUGUGAGCUGAUAUCAGAUGUUGCAAUAACAAUUCGGCUUCUCUGCCGAUAUGCGAUGUAUUUUUUUCUCUGGUUGCGACAGAAACUCUUGUAUGCCCAUCCCUCAACUCUGCAACUUGGUGGGAAAUAUGUAAAUGCCAUCAGUUGGGUAACACUGUUUGGAAUUACGUUAUCUUUUGUGGGAAUUAUUUGCAACUCUAUAAUUCCAACAAAGUUUAUUGGAUCUACUUAUGGAUGCAUGAAACGUACGAACCGUUCUUCUUAUCCUUUAGUUGGAGCUCUUCUUGGUGCAGGACUGACAUUGUCACAAGUUUUAUUGCUAGGAUUGUUCAUUUACCCCGUGAUUCGAAGUGAUAAAGUUCUACAGAGGCACAAUCAAAGCGAAACCAAAAGAGCAUCAACCAAUGAAGUUCACAACCAAUCGCGUUGUUUCAGUUGCAUCGCUACAAAGUCCAGCAGUCCAGUGGGUCAAAUCAUAAAACGUUGCAUAGUGGGAACAAUCAUCGCAAUUUUGUCAGACGUCUUAGGAGGUGGUUUAAAGAGUCUGCUUCCCUACACCAUCUAUCCGCGCUCGGUAACAGAAACAAUAUUCGGCGUUAGCACGUUCAUCAACGCUUACUGUGCUUUAACAACAUUCAAGAGCCAUUGGUCCAUUCUGUUUGUGCUGUUCCAAAGAAGAAAUCGGAAAAAUAUCAAAGAACGGCGAGAGAAUCGAGUUAUCUCUUCUUCGGCCGCGAGUGUAACCACUACAGUAUAAGAAACGUUUAGUACAAUAUUGCGCUCCUAUAUGCAGCACAACACAGAAUUUGUGAAAAUAUCAUUUCAAGGACAAAAUAUAGCAUGUUCAUAAUAUACAUAUCCAUUACGGGGAAGAUUGCAAAUUUUCCUGGGUCCCUUGUUUUUCAACAAAAAACCUAAAAGUUGCUAAUUUUAUUUUCUAGUAAAUUUUAUUGUUUGUUUUAUAUUUGGUAUUGAAUUAAACUUUUGCUCAACAGCAAGUGUA
Messenger RNA from Styela clava, 1372 nucleotides. The record is from RefSeq and is a predicted model, not a curated record. NCBI's taxonomy places the organism in Eukaryota, Metazoa, Chordata, Ascidiacea, Stolidobranchia, Styelidae.